Messenger RNA from Strongylocentrotus purpuratus (purple sea urchin), 10004 nucleotides. RefSeq names its product protein patched homolog 1 (gene ptch1). Gene Ontology annotation, cellular component: plasma membrane. The record is from RefSeq and is a predicted model, not a curated record. The transcript is spliced from 26 exons. Bases 206 to 4435 code for a protein of 1409 amino acids. Gene Ontology annotation, molecular function: smoothened binding; hedgehog family protein binding; hedgehog receptor activity. NCBI's taxonomy places the organism in Eukaryota, Metazoa, Echinodermata, Echinoidea, Camarodonta, Strongylocentrotidae. Gene Ontology annotation, biological process: smoothened signaling pathway.
CGCCGCGAGAAUGUAGCAUAGCAGAGAGAAACUCGCCUACGAAAUGCCUCGCGCUGUGGUUAGUCGGCAGAAGAGCGAGCGAGGCUAAUCGUACAACCCCGCUCACGAUUCCCGUUUGAAUGAGAUUCUUACUUUCUGCACAACAUGCCAGUUUACGUGUAAACAUUGCUGACGACUGUGGCAGGAAACCUAUGUAUCCCGUAAUAUGGAGCGUUGGGCAGUGCCUGCCACGCCGGAUUCUGAGGACGGAAGAUUGUCGACUCCUGGAUUACCCGAGGACUAUGUAUAUGAGGAAUUGCUAACGAGAACUAGUUGGUGCAAUGCAGACUAUGCGUAUAAACAAGUGGAUCGGGGCAAGGCACAUGGAAACAAGGCGGCAUUGUGGCUUCGAAGCAAGCUGCAGGCGUUCUUAUUCACAUUGGGAUGUUAUCUACAACUCCACUGCGGCAAGGCGUUAUUUCUUGGACUCGUUAUAUUGGGCGCAUUUGCCGUUGGACUAAAACUUACCAAGAUUGAAACGAACGUGGAAAAACUUUGGGUGCAAGUUGGUGGUAGGUUAGAGCAGGAGCUGGAGUAUACAGAAGCAACGCUGGGGACAGGCUGGGGUGCAACAAGCCAAAUAAUUGUGCAAACGCCAAAGAAUAGCGGGGAGAACAUCCUCACACAAUCAGCCUUACUGCAGCAUGUCAGGUCGGCCGUUCUUGCAACUCAAGUUGAAGUCGACAUGUACGGAGUUACAUGGAGCUUUAAAGAUGUAUGUUUCAUUACAGAGUAUCCUAGCUUUGAAGACCAUUUAAUAGAUAGUAUUAUAGAAAACAUUAUUCCUUGUACAAUAAUCACACCAUUAGACUGCUUCUGGGAAGGAGCCAAAUUACUUGGGCCUGAGAGGCCUAUUCAGAUACCACAUUAUAACAAAACUCUGAGAUGGACCACUUUGGACCCUCUUGGAUUACUAAAACUUUUUGAGGGCUAUGAAGAGUAUUUCUCACCAGAAGCCUUUGAAGAUAUUAUUAAUAGAACGGGUAUUGGGCAUGCCUAUCAAGUUAAACCUUGUCUAAAUCCUUUAGAUCAAGAAUGUCCUGACAUGGCACCCAACAAAUUAUCGGGAGAGAUCCCAAAUAUUGCAGCUCAAUUAACAGGGGGUUGUGCAGGGUUUGCCAGCCGCUACAUGCAGUGGCCAGAGGAACUCUUACUAGGAGGAGUCUCCAAAAACCAGAGCGGUACAGUAGAGAGUGCCGAAGCUUUACAGACUAUCAUCCAGCUCAGGGGGGAGAAAGACAUGUAUGAGGCAUGGAAGAACAACAUCAAGGUCAGUGAGGUCAAAUGGACAGAGGAGAAAGCAAAAGCAAUUCUCAAUGAGUGGCAGAGAAAAUUUACAAAUAUUGUGAGAAAUAGCUCAAUAUCCAACACAACUCAGGACAUCAAUGCUCUCUCAUCUGCAUCUCUGGAAGAUCUCCUCCAAGACUUCUCACGGACAAGUGUUGUUCGGGUUGCCAUGGGUUACGCUAUCAUGACAAUGUACGCCACACUAACCAUGAUGAAGCUCUACGAUGGUGUACGGUCCCAAGGUGGGCUAGGUCUUUUUGGAGUUCUGCUUGUAGCAGGCUCAGUAGCGGCAGGACUAGGGUUUUGCGCUCUUAUUGGCAUUAUAUUCAAUGCAUCUACAACUCAGGUUUUACCAUUUUUAGCUCUAGGAGUAGGAGUGGACGAUAUGUUCCUCCUGGCACACACAUCUACCUCAUUACCCUCAGAAAUUCCACUUCGGCAAAAAACUGGUGAGAUCCUGCGCCGAGCAGGAGUUAGCGUCAUCCUGACGUCAGUCAAUAAUAUCUGUGCCUUCUUGGCAGCCGCCAUCAUUCCAAUCCCAGCACUCAGAUCACUUGCCUUCCAACUUGUCAUAGUAUUGACCUUUAACCUCCUGGUCAUGCUUCUAGUCUUCCCAGCAAUCCUUGCCCUGGAUGUAGAAAGGAGAGAAGAGAAGAAGAUAGAUCUCCUUUGCUGUGUCCAAAGUCAACAAGCACACAGAGUGAUCGGUGUGCAGCCUCGUCCCCUCUGCGGUGGUUCUGACCCCUACAGGGAGUCACCCCUCACUAAUCACUACCCUAGGAAUCAUCCUAGACGUAUUACCCCAAACAGGACCACAGACGUCACCCUCCAUUCCACAGUCCAGACCAUCACGCACGCACCAAAUGAUGGAUACAGUGGCCAGUGCGUCACGGAGGUUAUACCCUCGGCCUCCACUACCACUGAAAGGACCACGCCCCUUCCUCCUUAUGACUCGGCCCCACCCAGCACAGCAGCUUCGGUAGCAUCAAUGAGAACGUUGCUCAAGAUGGAGAAGACCUCAUGCAGAGACUGUCUAAAGAAGCUACGGUUCUGGAGGUGGAAUUUUUCAGAGUUUGCACGAGAUUGCUACGCCCCUUUCCUUCAGAAAACGUUUGUCAAGAUCAGCGUGCUUGUCCUCUUCACUUGUCUCCUCGGUGCCAGCAUCUAUGGUGUCCUCAUCAUGGAAGAUGGCUUAGAGAUCACUGACGUGGUACCCCGCGGCACAAGGGAGGAAGAGUUCCUUACCAUACAGAGCCGAUACUUCAGCUUCUAUAACAUGUAUGCGGUGACGCAGGAGGACUUUGACUAUACCUCCCGGCAGAAGCAGUUACAUGCCUUUCACGGUGCCUUCUCGGCCAUUCCAGAGAUCAUCAGGGAAGCAGAUGGUAGUCUGCCAACCUUUUGGCUUCAGACUUUCAGGGACUGGCUCCUAGAAAUGCAAGAAGCGUUUGACUUGGAGAAGCACAGGUACAGCAUCAAGACAGACAGGUGGUAUCCCAAUGCAACCGACAAGGGUGUGAUUGCAUACAAGAUGAUCCUCCAGACAGGUAUUCCUGAAUCUCCUGCAGAUAUCAACAGGUAUUAUACUGGCAGGCUGGUUGAUGAGAAUGGUGUCAUCUAUGCAAAUGGUUUCUACAACUACCUGACAGUGUGGUACAACUAUGAUGCCAUCUCCUACACUGCAUCCUAUGGCAACCUCCACCCAGCCCCACCCUCCUGGACACCAGUCGGCAAGGCUGAUCUCGAUGUCACAAUCCCAAAGGCCAAUCCUCUCAACUACACCCAGCUUCCCUUCUACCUCAACAACCUCAACACAACUCAGAAAGUGGUCAAGGUCAUCAAGGCUGUACGCAACAUCUCAGACUACUACAAGACCGAGGGUCUGCCAAACUACCCCCUCGGUGUCCCCUUCACCUUCUGGGAGCAGUACAUCCACCUACGCUUCUACCUGGCACUCUCCCUCGUCAGCCUCUUGGGGGCAUCGUUCAUCAUCAUUACCCUCAUGCUGGUCAACCCAUGGGCUUCACUCAUCUUGAUAUUUGUUCUUGGGAUGAUCACAGUCGAGUUGUUUGGUUUCAUGGGACUGAUAGGCCUGAAGCUUAGUGCAAUACCAGCCGCUACACUUAUUGUAUCAGUGGGCAUCGGCGUCGAGUUCACCCUUCAUACUUGCUAUGCCUUUUUGACAUCCAUCGGCAACCGCGAAAGGAGGGUCACAUUUGCCUUGGAACAUACUUUCUCUCCAGUGCUAGAUGGCGCUGUUUCAACCCUUCUUGGUGUUGUUAUGCUGGCUGGAGCAGAGUUUGACUUCAUUGUUAGUUACUUCUUUUAUGUCUUCCUGGCUCUGAUCAUCCUUGGAGUCUUGAAUGGCUUAGUCUUGUUACCAGUCCUUUUAUCAUUAUUUGGACCGCCUGGUGAGGUGCGACCUGUGGCUAAUGCGAACAGACUGCCCACCCCCAGCCCUCCUGCCACCCCUCCCGCUGAGCGGGCUACUAGGAUGAGACACUGUGGAUGGGACAGUGAGCCUCCUGCAGGGUCAUACCCCUCAGGAGAACACAUAGAGAUUCAUCCUCCAGAGGUUGUGGUACAAACUAGUGUUCAUCAUCCGCAUCUUGUUAGUGAGAUGAUUCAUCAAACGAGAGGACAUUCAAACUCACCCAAGACACAGAAGACGCGACCUCAAAGGACAUCGUCUAAGUACCCCCACCGACAGCAUCACCAGCACCGUCAGUCCCACCCUCAUCAUCAGUACCCCCACCACCAUCACCAACACCCCCACUUUGCCCAUCAGUCGUUCCCCUUCAACAACAACUCUUCCUCCUCAUCAUCCUCAUCAUUAUCGGACUCGCCCCAUAUUGGGAGGCACGUCACCACAGUUACUGCAACCGCCAGGGUGUCUAUCGUCCACGGCGCCGCCUGCACGGUGCUGGCUGAUGACCCCAGGUACCAGAAGAGGAGGAGGAGGCGGGGUGAGGAUGCAGUUGCCCGGGAGACCAAGGACGGAGAUGUGAAGUUGGAAUGCAUAGAGGCUGAAGAGGAAGAGCAGAGGAUGAAGGAGAUGGAGAUAGAGGAGGAUGCUGGUAGUGAUACACAUCGGGACUCAACAGUGUAGCAUGGACUUGGAGCAUUAGAAACUCUUCCAAGCCAUUGUUGCAUGAGAAUGCAAUUGAUUCAAGCAGCUGUCUUCCUUGUUUCUGUUUGGCGGAUGGAUGGAUGCCACGUCCCUGUCGUCUGUCUUUAACUACCAGGUGGUGGGUUCAUGGACUUGACUAUCAUUCAAAACAUUUGUAACUAGCUCUUCAAAUAUAUCUUUUACAAACGGGAGAGAAAAAAGGACUUGAGACUUGUACUUGUGGUGCUAACCUUUUACUCAAAAGGAAUCAAAACAUGACUAAAAUGUAAUGUAAUCAAAGAUAUAGACAAAGGCCUGUAAAGAGUUAUCUAUUAUUUAUUUAUAUAUGGUAUUGGAGUGUUCACAGAAACAACGCGAAUCAGUUGUAUGAUUCAUAUAGCUUUUGUAUUCAUUGUUGCACUCAUCAUUUUCUUGUCUUAUUUUAUAUGUAUAAAAGAUGUUUUAUGCAGAAAAAACUUGUACAAACAUUCAUACCUAAGAUAUUUUUAUGUCAUUAUCAUACAAUCUUUGUAUACAGUGCCAGUAUUGUACAUUAAUGAAUUGAUAAGAUAAGGAACCAUGUACCUCGGUAAAUAUUUUAUAUAAUGUGACUAUUUUAUGUAUACGGAUAUGUUGUAUUUAUGUCUGAAUGUACAGAAGUAUGCAAAACGUGUAUACACUUUUUGCCUCGAGGAAGUGUACAACUAUGGUUGACAUUUCAUUCAUGAACAGCAACAACAUAGUUCAUCAAUUUUCUUCUACUCUUGUAUAAGAGGCCUUGUAAAUAUUGUUAUAUUCAUGUGCCAAAAUAUUCUCUUUUAUGUCAUGAUAGAUGACUUAUAAUAUAUGUAUUUUUAAACAGUAAUAUGAAUAUUGUGUACCGGUAUAAGUUACUUAUAAACCCCACCAUCUCUUUUUGUCUCACCGAGCUGAGGUAGAGAUGAAACUAAGGAAUCAAAAUGGUAUCCGUCCGUUGUCCAUCCUUCACAAAUGUUAAAGUUUACUUGCAAGACUCUCUUGUGACAAAUAACUCUGCAACCAUCAAUCAUAUUGUGACCAAGCUUAGGUCAGAGAUGCACUUUGGCACUAUGGUGCUGUCAAGGGUCACAGGCUAAGGUCAAAGGUCAUUUGAGGUUAUAUAUCAAAGUUUACAUGUAAGACUCUCUUGUAACUAAUAACUUUGCAACCGCUAAUCCCAUUGUGACCAAAUCAGUUUGCAAACAAUAGGUGACUAUUUUGCACUACAUAUUUUUGUCUACCAUCAAUCCAUUGCCACUUCAUACAUCUAUUCAUCUGAAUGUGUUGUCAUCAAAGCUUUAUUCUAGAUUAUUGUUCAGGUACAACCAGUCUGAACACCUUAUUUCCACCCCAGUAUUGCACAAGAUAAUAUACUUGCAAAAUACUUAUUUCCAAACACAAUCAUCCGGCAACUGUCAGUAAAAGAUAACUUUGCAUACAUUGUUCCAAGUGCAACCAAACUUGGGUCAGAGAUGCUUUUCAGGAACAUUCAUAUAAUGUGGUCACAGGUAGGCGACACAAUUCUGCGAUCGGCUUCUUUAGAAAAGUUUGCAAAAGUAAGUUAAGUAUGAUAGCAAUAGGUAGGACCAUUUCUGGGAAGAGUUCAUUUCAGAGGUUAUUAUUUGAAAAUUGUACUACAAAAAUUAUCAGCCUUAUAACUAGUUCCAUUUUGUGUGAAUCUUUCACACAAAGUUAUGUACCAUACUUUUUUUUAGAGCAAAGGAUAUCUUGGUAUAUCUUUGCUAAAUUUGUUUUCCUUUUUUUUCUGUCAAACUUUUCUAAAUUAAAAAAAAACUCAGCUCUUGAAAUCUAACUUGUUUAAUUUUUUUUUUUUUUGGUUCAAAUUCUGUAAAAAGCAGAGUUAAAUUUGACAACAUGUAUUAUCUUUUCAGGCAAGAUAUAUAUUCCUUGACGUUUGUUUUUCAUGUAUGCAUCCACCCUUUUGGAGAGAAUGAGUGUGUGUGUGUGUGUGUGUGUCUGUCUGUCUGUCUGUCGUGUGUGUCUGUUAUAUGUCUGAUGAAACAUUAGAUAUGUGUGCAAAUUAUAUAGAUAUGUCUUUUUGAAUUAUCUUUUGUAGACUAUGGGUCCUACAGCUUGUUUUAACAUGAGCAAACUGCCUAUAAUUUUACAAGUGGCCAUGAUUUUGUAUUCUAUUAGUGUACACCUUAAUAUGUGCCAAAGCCUCAGGAAAUUAUGUCAUUAUUUUGCUUUUCUUUACUAAAAUUAUUAUUGCAUAUGUUUGAAUACUUAUAAGAUGCUAUCUUAUUGAUAGAAUGCGUUUUUAUCUCUUAAAAUGCCAAUGAUGGGGAACUUAUUAAAGGUGAAACUGGUUAGCUGUUCAUCUUUAUAAUGGCAACUAUGUUAUUUUUCUACUGUUAAAAUGUAUUAUUUAAAGUUAUUACGGUAAUCUAAAGAGAAAAUACAUUGACAGGAAUUUCUCACAUCAGAUAAUUUAAAAUUUGUAUAUGAUAAUAGAAAAUGUUGUCAAUUUUACAAAUUCUUAUAUCAAAUGACUUGUGCAGCAAUUUUGUUCUUUCUAUUGAGCUUAUGAUUGCAAAUUUAAAGAGCCGAAACCAUAAAAUUUGUAAUUUUUGUUUAAUCAAUCGUUCAUUUUCAGGGGAAAAAUAUAAAAACAAAAUUUCUUAUAACUGAUGAGACACCCACUUUUACAAGGGAUUAUACUUGUUUAGAAAUUAUUUUGAAUAAUUUGCUUCAAAGAUGUAAGAAGAAAAUGCGAUUUGGUGUAAGGGCCAAGUUUAUUGUGCCUUAAAUUUUAUAUUUUGUAAAAAAAGGCUGGAUUGAGUGCCUUUAGAAAUGCAGCUCAAUUUUCUUUUUGUCAUUUAUAAAAGAUCUUGUCCUUUGUGGAUUGUGUGUGUUGUCCAUUAACCACCUUUAAAACUGUUUAAUUGGUGCUCCAGCUGUCUGAAGAUGCCUUGAUUAGACUUCUUUUUGCAAACUGGAAGGCAUACAUUUUGGGUCAAAUUGUUGCCAAAAUGCAAGUCUUCUAAAUUGCUGUAUUUUGUUGGAUAGUUGCCAAAAGUAUUUGAAACCAGUAGAUAAUUUUGUUUUGUUUUACUAUGCCACGUCACCUAAGGUGGUACCAAAGGCAUUGUAUUUUGGGUUGUCUAUCCCACUUUUUGUUACCAUGAUAACCUGGGAACCAUGAAAUGAACUUAAACUAAGCUUGGAUGGAGUAUGUAUGAGCAUGCAAUGAUGAUCUGUUUAGGGAGGUGUAUUCCACCAUCUCCCCCGGCCCUCACACCUGAAUCUCAUUGAACUACAUAAUUAUAUUCACAUAUCCACAAAGUAACAAUUUUGAGUUGUGUACAAUUCUGAAUAUUAAUUGGGGAAACUGUUAUUUUGGCAGCUCCUAGCUUUGUGAAUUUGACGCUGAACAUACAGUACCCUUCUGUCAACAGAUGCUUGAGACUCUAAGCAAUAAUGAAUUGUUAUUAAACGUUAAAGCAACUCCACAAGUGAUUUGUGCAUUCUUAAUUUUGAGAUACAUGUAUAAGACAUGUUACAUUGUAAGCGAUUGCUAAAUCUAUGAAACAACAGUCAAUUCAUUUAGCACAAUAUAUCAUCGAUAACUUAGUUCCAUAACUUGGUAAAUAUAUAUCAGUUUAAAGGAGUUUUGUUGUUGUCUUGUUACUAUUUCAACUACAGGUAUAUGUAAUACACUGCCAAAUGCCUUUUAUGUUCUUAAAUAUGUCAUAUAUGAGUUUGUAAAUUACCAUGUACAGAUGAUCUUGUGUGCAAGAUAUGCAAGAUAUAGAGACUUGGACAUUAUACAUUUAUAAUAUGACUGACUUAAAAUACUUCUAUAUGUAGUAUAUAAAAUUGUGGAUUUUUGUACUGACCUUGUGGCAAACCCAUAAAAAAAUCUUUUCAAAUUAUUUUGAUCAAAUCUUUGCCAAAAUGCAAGUCUUUUUAAUGGCUGUUUGUAGUAUAGAAAUAUAUUUGUCUACCUCAAUGAUUUUUUAGUAAAACUGAAACUAGAGGUAGAAGCACACCUUUACUCUGAACAAACGAGCUACAUAAUAAUUCUCACAUUAUUGCACUUAAAUUUAAUAUUGAAAAGGGAAACUUUGAUUGCAAUUACUAUCAGUAUUUUGAGAACUUGAUUUGCAUAUUUUUUUUGACAGCCGUCAGUAGCAGAUUUCAUGCCAUCAGUUAAAGAACCAGUCUGGCCCAUUUGCAAGUUUAAGUGAAUAAAUGGAGAAAAACAGAACAAAGCGGUUACAGUUCAUGAAAAUUGAAUGAUAAAGAAAGUUAUAGAAGCUUGAAAUUAUGCAUUUCAUACAACAGUGAUAUAGACUUGAUGAUAUCAUCCCCUUUUUUUCUCUUUAUGUUGUGUAUAUAAAUUGAACAAAAAUAUGUGCAAACUCCUCCUUACUAAAACUUAGUGUAAUGUCAAGGUCAAAUGGAUACAAGGCGUGUCCAAUCAAAAACUAUUUUAAACGAAAUUUCAUCAACAAAAUAUUUGGAAAAUAGUGAGGGGGUGACAUCAUCAACUCACUAAUUUGCUUUACACUUUUUCAUGAAAUUAUGUGAGAACUUUAGAAUUCCAUGACUUUCUUAUUUUUGUCCGAUUUUGAUGAAAUAACAUUCAAUGUUUUUUUUUCUUUUCUCUAUUUAUUCAAUUCAACUUGCAAAUGGGUCAGACUUGUCCUUUCUUUUCUAUGUACCUCUUUAUGGUUUAUUGUUGUUUGGCCUGUGUAGUGGAGCAAGAUUUCAUAUGUCACUAGUUCCGGCUUCGUUGUUGUUGUCAACAAUUAUGCUGUACUUGAAAUAACUUUCUAUAGCUUGGAGGUAGUAUCACCUAAUUCGUACCACAGGUACAUGUACAUCUCUUGAAGGCGCAGGUCAAGUUAAAAAUGUGUCAAAUCUUACCAAGGUCAAAGGUCAAUGAACUUUCCAUAAAAAACGCUGUACACAAAAUAAUGCGCACUUCCAUCACAUUAUCUACAUGUACAUGAACCUUGUCAAGAGGUUUGGGGGUCAUCGGAUGGGUCAAAUGUGAAACAUUUCACUUCAGGGAUAUUCAUAGAUCUUAUUUGUGCACAAUUGAAAAACCUUGGUUUCUCUCAUACCUGAAGAGUUAAGAGCUCUUAUUUUCCAGGGAUAAAGUGUAUGCAACAGUGCCUUAAUUGCUUAGUGUUAACUGCCAGAACCAAAUUCAGAUCCUGAAAUGUCAACAUUUUCAUAUGCGUAUUGUGUUCUCUCACGAGACGCAUACCUUGAUGUGUACCUUGCAUGUAUGUGUAUUUUCAUUUAAGAAUUAAAAGAUUUUUUUAAUUGAUAAGGAAAGUUGCCAUUUCUAUUUGUUGUAUGACAUGACAUUAUUAUAAGCCGGGUUUAACGUUAUGCUUUUUCUAACUGUGAGAAAACAUAUUCCACAUGGAGAUUAAGAAUAUGUAUUCAUGUUGUCCAGUUUCAUUUGUAUGUAGAAACUCAAUGGCUUUGUACAUGUAUUCAUUUAUUGAAACCUGUCAGAAGUAUUAUGAAUAAAAUUUUAUUGAAAAUAAAAUAAUGUGAGACUUUAUAAGUA